CUCACUCAACUAUUUCCUAGUCCUGCCUCUAGACUUUGUGCGUGGUUUAGUGCGUUAGGAGGGCCGAGGUCGUAAUUGCACAUGACAUCAUUAGACACUGCCCUGACGAGCAGCUAGCAUCGAGCCGUUGGCUGGGCGGGUUUUUUACGUUAGACUACGUGACAGACACUGUCGCAAAACAAGCAGCUGUACGGUUGCAAGUUGACCUAGUUCAUCGUGUACUUGUUAAUUUUUUGCCUGGCCUGGCCUAGCCGUAGGAACUCGCUAUCGAGUCGAAGGUGGGGUCUUGAGGCGCCUCAAGACGUGCUGACCGCGAGCCAGAAGUGAUAGCUUAUCACCAGCAAACAUGAAUGGACACACCAUUCUUCUGCUGCAAACAGCGCCGCAGAAAUCGUCGUGCACUUAUAUCGAGUACCCCUCCACAGCUGAAGCCAUUGAUGGGCUGUGUGCUCUGUUUGAGCGGCGGCUGAAGGAGAUGAACCCUGGGGUCAAGAACAUCACGUAUGACAUCUCAGAGCUGUAUCAGUUCAUGGAAUCGCUUCCUGACCUUACGGCACUUGUGCUCGAUGAGUCCAUCUGUGCAUACGUCCCAUUCGACCGAAAACGGCUCAAGGAGCUUGCAUACCAGCGACUAAGCAAGCUAGCGGGUGUACAAUGAUGGUUAGGCUUGACUUUUGAAUGUCAUUCAUGUGUAAUAGUUGAGUUGUAUGUCUUCAUCUCACACAUUUCAAGACUCACAACAUGCCCUACAAAGAAGUGCAUUCCAUGCACGUACCCUUUUAUUGACAUGUGACUUUGGAUC
This is a messenger RNA of Closterium sp. NIES-67, 802 nucleotides long. The record is from the annotation of a GenBank genome assembly. Lineage: Eukaryota; Viridiplantae; Streptophyta; Zygnematophyceae; Desmidiales; Closteriaceae.